GUGUGUGUAUAUAUAUAUAUUAGGGUUCUCUCCUCUUCUUUCCCUUCUUUGUAAUUGAGUCAUUUGCAGAUCUUGAUCAUUAAUUAUAUAAGCAGCCAUGAGUAGAGGUGGGAGCUACGGCGGCGGGCAGAGCUCUUUGGGUUACCUUUUUGGUUCUGAUGAGCAACCAAGUGCACCUCCGCCUUUGCGCCCGGUUAACCUACCACCAUAUGGGGUUGACAUUACCGUAGAGAAGCCACCGGAUAGUGGUUCGGCUGAGAAGAAGCAGGUCUCCAACAAUUAUCACAGAGCUCAAGGCCAGAAUACAGGAAACUUUAUUACUGAUCGUCCAUCUACAAAAGUCAAAUCAGUGCCAGGAGGGGAUUCAUCUCUGGGGUACCUGUUUGGAGAUAAGUGAUGUUUCUUUCUCCAAACUUUGUCUACCUUUAAUAUUGUGUGGAUUUCAAAUUCAUUACCAUGUAAAAUAAGGGAUUAAGUUCCCGUUGCUGUUAAAUUCGAAGAGUGUUGUACUAGCAUAUGGUGUGUGAUUUUCAUGUAGAUAUGACUGAAAAUUAGUCAGUUUAUGUAUUAUAAGCACGUAAUUUGUAUGGUUUAUCAUCUAUAUAUACUAAGUGAAGCACGAUUCCUAUUACUAUGA
Molecule: messenger RNA, 637 nt
Organism: Populus nigra (black poplar)
Lineage: Eukaryota; Viridiplantae; Streptophyta; Magnoliopsida; Malpighiales; Salicaceae
Product: protein SPIRAL1-like 5
Exons: 2
Coding region: 98-397 (99 amino acids)
Biological process (GO): cortical microtubule organization
Cellular component (GO): cortical microtubule, transverse to long axis
Source: RefSeq, a predicted model, not a curated record